Ailuropoda melanoleuca (giant panda) is the source of this 1886-nucleotide messenger RNA. It is a transcript of the gene HTR5A, whose product is annotated as 5-hydroxytryptamine receptor 5A. The transcript has 2 exons. The coding region runs from base 494 to 1570 and encodes 358 amino acids. Gene Ontology annotation, molecular function: G protein-coupled serotonin receptor activity. NCBI's taxonomy places the organism in Eukaryota, Metazoa, Chordata, Mammalia, Carnivora, Ursidae. The record is from RefSeq and is a predicted model, not a curated record. Gene Ontology annotation, biological process: adenylate cyclase-activating adrenergic receptor signaling pathway; positive regulation of MAPK cascade. Gene Ontology annotation, cellular component: plasma membrane.
GGGGGAUAGCAGAAGGCAGAUCCCAGAAAACAGGUCCCUGCUUGGCUUCCCCGGCACGGAGUUGAGGCUGCAGCCGGCUGCCUGGAGAGAGGGGCGGGUAGGGAGGCGACGCGCAGCGAGAGUACUGCUCUGACGCACCAGCACCCCCUCCGGCACCCACACGCUCCAGGGUCGCCCAGCUUCCCCCGACCUGGGAGAUGCUCAGCUCUGGGAGACCAGACCGCUGUCUCUGCCUAGGCGAAAAGCCUGGGCAUGUGACAGCUUAGGAGGGCCCUGGCUGCCAGACGCAGCCCAGCACCCUCCUCUCUGCCACACCAUCUCCCACGGAUGCUCACUGGCAGGAGGUUGGGGCCAGGUUCAUAGACAAGCCCCAGAAACCCCGCCACCAGCCAGAGGUUGCAAACAUCCAGAGUGGCUCUGGGCACAGUGGCCACCGUCGGUCUUCCUGAACGCCCCUUCUGCGCACACCCUGGGCCGGUCUCCUGACCCAACGAUGGAUUCGCCUGUGAACGUAACCUACUUUUCCCUCUCCACCCCCGCCCCUUUGGAGACCAACCACAGCAGCCUUGAUGCCGAAGACCCGCGCCCCAGCCUGCCCCUCCUCUCUGUCUUCGGUGUGCUUGUUCUGACCUUGCUGGGCUUUCUGGUGGCUGCGACGUUCUCCUGGAACCUCCUGGUGCUGGCGACCAUUCUCCGUGUGCGCACCUUCCACCGGGUUCCGCACAACUUAGUGGCGUCCAUGGCCAUCUCGGAUGUGCUCGUGGCCGCUCUGGUCAUGCCACUGAGCCUGGUGCAUGAGCUGUCCGGCCGCCGCUGGCAGCUGGGCCGACGACUGUGCCAGCUGUGGAUCGCGUGCGAUGUGCUCUGCUGCACCGCCAGCAUCUGGAACGUGACGGCCAUCGCGCUGGAUCGCUACUGGUCCAUCACCCGCCAUCUGGAAUACACGCUCAGCGCCCGCAAGCGCGUCUCCAAUGUUAUGAUAGUGCUCACGUGGGCGCUCUCCGCGGUGAUCUCCCUGGCGCCGCUGCUCUUCGGCUGGGGGGAGACCUACUCUGAGGGCAGCGAGGAAUGCCAGGUGAGCCGCGAGCCCUCCUACACCGUGUUCUCCACCGUGGGCGCCUUCUACCUGCCGCUCUGCGUGGUGCUCUUCGUGUACUGGAAGAUCUACAAGGCCGCCAAGUUCCGCGUGGGCUCCAGGAAGACCAACAGCGUCUCACCCUUAUCGGAGGCUAUAGAGGGGAAGACCUCUGCUCAGCAGCCCCAGAUGGCGUUCACUGUCUGCCAGACCACCGUCACCUUCCAGACCGAAGGGGACACGUGGAGGGAGCAGAAGGAGCAGAGAGCUGCCCUGAUGGUGGGCAUCCUCAUUGGGGUGUUCGCGCUCUGCUGGAUCCCCUUCUUCACCACAGAGCUCAUCAGCCCGCUCUGCCUCUGCGACGUCCCCGCCGUCUGGAAGAGCAUCUUCCUCUGGCUCGGUUACUCCAACUCCUUCUUCAACCCCCUCAUCUACACAGCUUUCAACAAGAACUACAACAGCGCCUUCAAGAAUUUCUUUUCUAGGCAUCACUGAGCCUGAAGCCUGGGGACAAGGAGGAGCUAUCCCCUAACUCGGUGACGCUUCCAACCCCGUCUGCUUCCCCAUCCCUACCUGGCCCCACACGGAAGACACGAGUCCUCAAGGCUCCCCAGGGUCGUCUUCGGAACUAGCCCUCACUUCCGAACUCCUGGGUAGGAAUGUGGGCCUUCACAGGCAGUUUGGGUGACCUCACUGAUCUAACUUACCUGUUACUGCCCACUCUGCACCUAACAGCCACAGACUUUGCCUACAAAGUACCCUUUCCCUCCCAAAAUCCACUCCAGCGGGGUCAUUGUCCUUGCCCCGGAGA